Molecule: messenger RNA, 2058 nt
Organism: Astyanax mexicanus (Mexican tetra)
Lineage: Eukaryota; Metazoa; Chordata; Actinopteri; Characiformes; Acestrorhamphidae
Product: coiled-coil domain-containing protein 17
Exons: 13
Coding region: 134-1948 (604 amino acids)
Source: RefSeq, a predicted model, not a curated record
UAAGUUUGGUUUGGUGUGUGUUAUGUAUUAUUGGUUGUCAAGAGCAGCUCAACACAGAGCCUGGCUGAACUGCACAGACAUUUACCUACCUGGCUAAUCCGGUUUUAUUUAAUAAGAGUUUUUUUUUUCAGCAAUGGAUUCAUUAAUUUGUUCUAGAUGUAAUAUGACGUUCAGAUCAUCAAAUUUUCUGGCAAAGCAUCGGGAGAAGUUCUGUAUUGGAAGUGUUGGUCAGAAUGAAGAGUCUGAUUUCCAUCAAAACCUGAAUGAGAGGAUAAGAGAAUUGAGGAGGAUACGGCAGCAGGACAGGCCUAAUGCAAGAGCCCAACUCAGCCAGCAGAACAUUCACACACCAGCUCAGAACCACAUGCAAAAACCCAGCAGUGAACCAACAGCAGGCAGGUCAGAAGAUCAGCUCCUUCAGAUCCAGCCAAAGAUGGACAAGCAGAAGAUGGUGAGAUCUGCUGACAGCAAACAUCUAAACCAGCACAGAGAAGAGAUGGACCUGCAGGAACUGCCUGCUCAGAACAGGAAAGUGGCUCUGCUGGAGGAAAUGCUGUUCGAGCUACAGGAGCAGGAGAAGAGGAACACCAGUCUACUGGAGUCCCUCAUGAAUCAUCUGCAGCAUGUUCCACGGGAGCCUAGGUCUUUUACCUCUAAAGAGAGUCCACACCUGCACAUACCUGAGACUAGCAAGCGAGUAGCACAAACCUACCUGCCUGUGUACGACGGUGGAGCUCUUUCUGCAGAAAUCAGCACUCUGCGUCUGUCCUACCUGCAGAGUGGAGGGAAGGAUUCUCAGAUACUGGCUCAGCUGCAGGACCUGUUAGAUGAAGCCCUCAAAGUGGAAAAGCAGCCUGGGAAAUCUGCUCAGCCCAGGCCCUGUCAGACUGAGAGAACAAAGCAGAGGCCAAAGCCACGAGACCGUAGAAGGGAUUUCAGCAGAGAGCUCAUAUCCACCGAGUGUGAAAACCAGAGGCUGGAGGAGGAAAUCAUGAGGCUGCAGUUAAGAAGGAGAAGACCUGCAGUCUCCAGGACCACACCUCCAGCUCACUGUCGACCACGUGAGCAGGAGAUGAGGAGUAUGAAGAUGGAUAUCGACCUGUUAAAGCAUGAAAUUGAGAUUAAUCACUUGAAGAGGCAGAUUAGGAGCAGAAAGGAGGAGCCUGCGCUUGUGACUUUCCCUCCUCUGGAGGAACCCGGAUCCCAGACACCACCCUUCAUCAGAUACCCCGUGGACGAGGGCUUGGGGCCUGCUCCAUAUGAUCCAAUGGCAGGUUUCGUGGUGUUUUAUGAUUUUCUCCUGGGCCUGUGUCCAUCAUACAGAGUGUGUCGUCUGAUGGUGGGGUUAUACACUGGGGAUCAGUGUCUGGGAAGCCCCUUUGUGUUGCCCCCAGUCUAUUGUGAGCUCUCCAGCUUCUCCUCAUUCCCACCUUGGUACAGUCAAGGACAAAAGGCUGCCAUUGCCACCAAGCAGGCAGUACCAGAGGUUCAGCCUGCUCCAUCAAUGUGUCUAGUGAUCCAGGUACAGGCCUCAGGAGGAUAUGACAUCUACGGACAGGAAGUGACCAGUCUAGCCCCACGAGGAUGGGUCAAGCUGAACAUCUUUGACCAUCAUCAUCGCAUCAUUAGUGGAAGAUGGAAAAUACCUGUCCGCAUCCUCCCAGCCAAACCUUCAAUGACAACUGCAGAAGUCAACUCUGUUCCACAGCUGGACAAUGCAGAGCUGUUCCUGAGAAUCGUCAACGCAAGAGAUGCUGAGAUUCAGAGCACAGUUCCGAUUAGCACUCACAACGCUGGAAUCUACAGAUACCCUCCUGUAACAUCUCCAAGACAACGCUUUUCCAGGCAGGUUUCCCAUGAAGCUGCCAGAAGAACCUCAGCUGUUCCAAGUGCUCAGGUUUAUAUACCAGCCUUCACACAGAGCCUGGAACCACCUGGACCCACCUGAACACAGAGACUUUCCGUCUCAAAGUACAGCUGCCUUCUGUACAUCAUGUGUAAUAAAAAAAAAAACAAGUACAAAACUUCUUGUUCUACUUUAUACUUUUUGUAAAUAAA